Molecule: messenger RNA, 2073 nt
Organism: Closterium sp. NIES-65
Lineage: Eukaryota; Viridiplantae; Streptophyta; Zygnematophyceae; Desmidiales; Closteriaceae
Source: the annotation of a GenBank genome assembly
AUGAACGGGGAGUCUAACCAGGGAGGCGGAGAUGGGAAUGAAGAAGGACGAGCUCUGCCAGGUGCUAGUUUUAAUCGACUUCCAACACCUGCAGCACGAACCAGCUUUAUGCUGGGUAGUGCUCUACAGCACCCUGUUGAGACCGAUGGCGGAGAUGCAGGGGGCGAUGAUGAUGAGUAUAGGCCUACUGUAGCGGAGGUCGAGGCGGCUGCGGCAGAGGACUCUGCAGCGGGGGCGGGAGGGGACGCGGAUGUGGAGGAGGAGGUGCAAGAGCAGGAGGAGGAGGGUGCUGGCCGCAAUGCCAGGGAGCAUGGAGGGGAUAAUGGACGGGGAGGAAGGGGUCGAGGGGGUCGUGGGGGGGGACGGGUUGGUCGCGGGCAGGGUCGGUCUUCUGCGCGUGCGCAGGCCGUAGGCAAUGCAGGGGGGCACAGUGGGGGGCAUGCUAGCGGCCCCCCAGUAGAUGGACGAGGUGGGGGGAGGGUUGGGAGGGUUGCGCAUAGUGCUGCAAGGGCUGGGCGCGGUGGCAGUGGUGGUGGGAGAGCGGCCGAGGCUGCGCCCGAUCCAGGGCCAGGCAAUGCACCCACUCAACGGUCCGAUGGUGUUGGGUCUACGCCGUUGCGUGCUGGUGGCAUCAGUCGGGGUGGUGGGACAGCGGGGAGUCGUGGGCGUGCGUCAAAGCGUCAACGAAAGGAGGAUUUGCCUAAGGAUUCGGUGGUUGAGGGUUUGGCAGGGAAGCACUACCCUGGUUUACUUGUGGGAAUGUUUGGUGAGCUUGAGGAUGGUUGUCGUCCGUGUCGGGUGUGUGGGGACGUAAUGGGAUGGGAUGGGGGUAGCACGGGGACUGGGUGGAAGCAUGUCAAGCGCGUGCACUACCCUAAUGUGCAGAUUUGGGUGCGGCGGUUCCUGGACCCGGCGAAGCCAAAGGACCUAGAGUUUCCUUGGGGCGGCUAUGGCGUGUCGGGCGAUGGGCCACCAGUGCCCAACCCGCACGGUGGUGCAUGGGAGCACGCGGCUGCCUGGCCGAACAUCCCAGCUGCUGUAGCCGCGGCGGGCAGUGGCGCAUGGGGGGGGGGGGAGUGGGAGUCGGUCUCUCAUAGCACAGCACAGACCCUCGAGCGCAUCUUGACCGAGGCUGGCCUACAGGAUGUAGUGUUUGCUGUGACGACGGACAAUGCGGAGAACAACAACAAGGCGAUGCGCCUUCUGUCGGGGGACCCAGCAGAGGGGCCAGGGGCCUGGACAGCUAAUCCACUGCUCGACAUUGCGCGUCACGUUCGCUGUCUUGCACAUGUCAUGAACAUUGCAGUGCAGGAGGCAUUGAAGUUGGACGAUGUGAAGGAGGCGUUGAAACGCCUACGGGAUGCGUGUUCGUACAUUGGAUGGCUACGCGAGAAGCUCGACAAAAUACGUCUCAGUGACGUCCACUGGGACGCGCUUGUCGAGCUGAAGAACUUUCUUCAGCCCUUCCACUCGAUCACCAAGGUAGCUGAGGCUUCCUUGUACCCGACAGCUGCAGCGGUGGUGCCGCUGUACAACCAACUGCUGGACAAGAUGGAAAUCACCUACCGCGAGCCAGCCGUCUCACCCCUCACACAGGCCCUCAUCACCAAAGCCCUCGGCAAGCUGAAGAAGUACCCGUACGGCACCAAGGAAGAGUUGGCGAUCGCCACCUUCCUUGACCCCCGCUACAAGACCAUCUUCUUCCAGAUGCCCCAGUGGGAGGCGCUCAAUGCUGCGCAAGUGACAGAGGUGGGGGGAUGUGCUAGGAGUGUGCAUGGCGUGGAUGAGUCGACGGUGAUGCGCCUGGUGCGCGAUCGUUUGGUCGCAUAUCAGGAGAGAGUGCGCAGUCGGGGAGGUGGUGGUGAGGUUACGAGUGGCAUGGGGGAGGUCCCUGACGGCGCUGGUGUUAGUGUUCAGGCCGCAGGGACGUCGCGUGCCGCUGGCAGCGGGGGCGCCCUCAUGGCUAUCAAGUCAUGGAUGGCGCAGAACACGAGCGGCAGGUCAUUGAACGUGGCAGGGGCUGCGCGUUCGCUUGUGGAGUUGUGCUAUGAGGCCGAGGACGAUGGGUUUUGA